Messenger RNA from Cylicostephanus goldi, 402 nucleotides. The record is from the annotation of a GenBank genome assembly. NCBI's taxonomy places the organism in Eukaryota, Metazoa, Nematoda, Chromadorea, Rhabditida, Strongylidae.
CAUUCCAGGGUAACUAUGCGGUUGUUAACAGCUAUUCCCUAUCGUCUUGUAAGCGCUGUCCAAUGCGGUGCAGCUCAGCGGACUGGGCUUCGAAUGCUGGCUACGGCAACUCAGGCAAGAUCGAGCGGGCCGGUUGACGAACGCGAGAGUAAAGAAAUCUACACUACCAUAGGAAUCGACCCUAAUGAGCCGAAAUUCGACAAGAUUCUCAUUGCCAACCGAGACAGGCACACUUUUGUGUAUACUGCUUACGUGAUCACAGCUGCAGAAUUGUUCCGCAUCACAUCGUGGGGAUUAUUUGUAUUGAUUAUGAAUUUCAUAACAUUGCCGUGCGUAUCAUACAUUGAAACAGUGGUGGUGAGCUUGGAAGGGACUGAAAAAGGUGGGGGAGGAUCCAAGUAG